UGUAAUUUCUUUUAUAGUACUUUUAUUUAAUACGCAAUGGGUUUGGCAUUCCUUCCUUAAGCUUUUUCCGAAGUGAACCGAACUUCGUGUCAAUUAAACAAAACAACGAGUUAUCAUUCCCACGAAUGAGGUACCACAGUCAACGUCAACAACAAAAGCAAUCAAAGAAUAAAAUACGCGAGGCAAAAUUAUCCAACCACCUCUAAAUGCCCAAACGCGACCCAACAAUUUCUCCGUCUCUACAUCGUCUGCAUUGUAAACAAAAUAAAUCUCAAAAGUCGUCCAUUAAUCCGCGAAUGUUUACGAGAGAGUACCCCGAAUAUCUAUACCUCGCGCAGCCACCCAAAAACUAAUUCCAGAAUUUACAAGCAUUUCAGUGUCGCGAAUUGUCGGGAAAGCCUUGCAACGAAAAAAAAAAACAAAACAAAACAAAACAAAAAGACAAAACACCAGCGAAUAUUUCAACGAUAUUAUAAGCGCGAGCCGGGGACACAAGCGCCGAAAGCUGAUUUCGCAAAACACGGCCGGCCGGCGCUGCGCUAAUUUAUUAACUCGCGUAUAAAGUGCGAGCACGGUGGGAACAACUAUGGCGACCACCGUUCCGUUUGCCGCGACAUCCGCGGCGAACGUUUGCCCCGGAAUUUGUUGCUUCGUACCACCAGGCGUUUAUCGUAAAAUGUCGCUCGUUGUUUCGGGUUUCAAUCGUAACCGCCCGCAGUGUCGUUCGGGGCAUUCAUCGGCGUACGCGUUGUUCCGAGAUUAAUGCGAUUUUCUUUGGCCGGGCCACGUCAAACGUGGACCAACCGACCGCCGGCGGGCGCGUUUCGCACGGCACCGAGGAACUUUCCAGUUCCAAUCGCUUCCAACCCCCCUCAGGGGGUUGUUUUGUUAUCGAUCGUACGGCUACGUAUUCCCCGCGAUACCUUCGGAACGCGACGGACAAUGUCAUCGUUACACUUUCAUGCUUAUGUUUGGCAUUACGGGAUCGCUAUGGCAACUUGACGUGGCAUUCGUCGCCAGUGUUUGCCUCGCUUCCGGACGCGUUUGUUUGCGGAACCGUACGACUUCCUACGCCACGGACAAGACAAUCGGUAGCUCGUUUGUACUUUCGGUCCACAUCCUGGAAUCCUCCGUACGCCUAAGAGGGGAGUACGCCGUAAAAAUUCUCGCAACCCAGUCGAUGAUCUUCCGAUCCAUAGGAUCCUAGACGCGUCAGCCAGGAACGUUACGCGAGCGAAGAAAAGAGGAAGUCACCGAAGAGGAAGGGUGGUGGGAAGAGAUAGAAGCUCACGAUGCCGAUUGAUAUUUACUACCACCCGUGCAGUGCACCGUGUCGGUCGGUUGCGUUACUGGCAAAAGCAAUCGGUGUUCACCUGAACAUAAAGACGCUCAAUUUCUUAAUCAAUGAACACAUGACACCGAGUUUUUUAAAGAUAAAUCCACAGCACACAUUACCAACAAUGGAUGACAAUGGUUUCAUUCUCUGUGAGAGCCGGCCAAUCAUGGGAUACUUGGUGAACAAAUAUGCGAAAAACGACUCAUUGUAUCCAAACGACCCGAAGAAAAGGGGAAAGGUAGACGAGAUGUUGUACUUUGAUAUCGGUGUUCUUUACGACAGCAUAACCAAAUGCUAUUUCCCGGUAGUGCUUGGAAAAAGGAACACCUUACUCGAGGAAGAUGUGCAGGCUGUAGAGACGGCGUGUGAAUUAUUGAAUACAUUCCUGGAAGACAGGGAGUUCGUUGCUGGGGAUACUCUGACCAUCGCUGAUUUCUCCAUCAGCGCGACCAUUUGCCUCGUUCAAAUUUUCGGAUUCGAUAUCGGCCGAUACGAUAACGUGGCGGCUUGGUACAAUCGGUGCACCGAGGUUCUGGAUAAAUUCGGAUACGAGGAGGUGCACAGCCCAGGAAGGAAAAUAGUGGCCGAUAUGUAUUGGCCAAAUUUACAGGAAUCCAAUUAACACCGAUACCGCAGAGCUUGUAAAACCAUGGGCUCGAUGAUGGCUCGCUGGUGAUCGAGAUUAAACAUGAAACCUAUCGAGUCGGUGCAAAUCAUCAGUUCGUUUAACGAGAAUGCCUCGUUAAACGAGCUGAUGAUUUGCAGAACAAGAGGUACGGAAUUGCGGUUUAGUAUCUAACUUAGGAUUUGAUAGGUUUUGUGUGGAGUGUACAGUUUUGCGUAGGAUCUUGCGAUACAUGGCGGAUUUUAUCGAAUUGCUCACCCUUUAGAAAAUUAGUUUCGUAGUGAAAUAAAUCAGGGAUGGGAAGAAUUUGAUUCGAGUAAUAUAUAAUAAAUACAAGCAGCUUGUAUGAAUUCAUUCGUGACGUUUAUUCGAUUGAGAAUUCGAAGUUGUAAUUGUUUCAUUCAACAAUUUGAAUUCUGACAUUCAGAAUUAAAAAAGUAUUAUUCAAAAUUUGUAUCUAGGUAAGAAAUUUACCCAUCCCUAAAAUAAACACUAGAGUGCAACGUUGAUAGGUUAAUUCAUUUUUGGCACUGAAAAUAAUUUUUAUUUAUUGUUUUUUAUCCACUCGAUCUAUUUGCAAAGUGCAGUUCUUUGUUCAAUUCUUCCUGAAAUUAAAAUAGCAAUUUCUCAAAAAGAACCACAUCUAUAGCUGAUUACUAUCUCAUGUGUCGAAAAUCAAAGUUAAAGGAUUUUAAUCUACAGUUAUAAACCUAGUAUUGUAUAGCACUAAUUAUGACUCACAUGGUCGUGUAGUUUGUAAAUCGAUCGAAAUAUUGUAACACGGAAACGAUCACUAAAUAUAUGAAUAAAUAUUCAUAACGAAAAGAUUUGGAUUUGAUCUGCGGACGGCGUAGCGUUAAAUAACUUAAACUUCACGGGAGCUGUUUAAGAUACAGCAAGCCUGGCGACUGCAACUAUCUCAGCGCACUUGUACACAAACUAGUGGCACCAUUUGUACUCGUCAUUUAUUAUCACGAUCAUGUUGCCCAGUCCUGCUUUAUUAAAACAAUAUACUUGAAACUCGAAAUCCACUUAAGUAAAGAAUUCAAAUAUUAUUUCCGUACUCUUCAUCAAUUUAUUACAAUGGAUCCAUUAUGACGUUGAUCCUCUCAUCGAAGACAAUUCUGCGCAGACUCGUCCCGUGUUGGUUGCUUGAAAAGGAGGUGGCAUUGAUGUUACCGUGGUAUUUAUAAAGUGACUUCGGAACUAACUUGAUCGGAUAGUUUCCGAUUAAUCCUCCAUUAGUCGCCAAAGAGAGCACGCAGCUAGGUUUACUUUACAUUCUCUGGUCGGUUAUCUGUCACAAAUCAUUCGCCUCAAGUUUCGAGUGUGACAGUGGAGAGAGUUUGGCCGGUGUUUCGUCGACGGCGCUUUCAGUUUGUAAUAAAAUUUAUCGAUCGUUGACGUUUGAAUGUUGUUUUGAGUGACGUGCGCGGUUCCAUCGGAUCGACAGUAGAAUAGGAAGUUCGGCUGGUUCUGAGGGAGGAACGAGGAGUGCCACGUGACUGAAUCUACUCGAACUCAGUCACUGAUUUGUCACGGUGCUCUUGUUUGCCAGUCACUCGUUUUGGUUUCUUGUGUUGCGGGAAUCACGUGCUCGCUCUGUGUUUGGGAAAGUGUCGUAUGUUGUUAGCGCGAAUCGACACCAUUGUAAAUAAAUUAAAACCUUGGUGCAAAAUAGCAGUUCGAAAUAAGAACGUGAAUUUAUGGACUAAAUCUUACAGGAGAUUAAUUAAAAUGAAUCCAUAAAUAA
Molecule: messenger RNA, 3714 nt
Organism: Hylaeus volcanicus
Lineage: Eukaryota; Metazoa; Arthropoda; Insecta; Hymenoptera; Colletidae
Product: glutathione S-transferase 1-1-like
Exons: 7
Coding region: 1293-1958 (221 amino acids)
Biological process (GO): glutathione metabolic process
Molecular function (GO): glutathione transferase activity
Source: RefSeq, a predicted model, not a curated record